CAUAACCAAGACAAGGAUACCUACUCUUUCCGUUUAAACUACCCGACUUUCGGUGGAAUUGCCAUAGUCGCCGAAUAAUUCGAAAUCUACCAAACUUAGAAAUUUGCCAACAAUGGCAGCCCCUGGAGUUCAGUCAUUGAAGUGCGUCGUUACCGGUGACGGUGCUGUCGGAAAGACAUGUCUCCUUAUCUCCUACACGACGAAUGCCUUCCCAGGCGAAUACAUACCUACUGUCUUCGAUAACUACUCGGCGAGUGUGAUGGUUGAUGGCAAGCCCAUUAGCUUAGGACUCUGGGAUACUGCUGGUCAGGAAGAUUACGACCGAUUGCGACCGCUCUCGUACCCUCAAACCGAUGUAUUUCUUAUCUGCUUCUCCAUCGUGAGCCCGCCUUCGUUCGAUAACGUAAAAGCCAAGUGGUACCCCGAGAUCGAUCAUCACGCGCCGAACAUUCCUAUCAUCCUAGUCGGUACUAAGCUGGAUUUGCGGGAGGACCCAGCCACUCUAGAAAGUCUCCGAUCUAAGCGAAUGGAGCCCGUUUCCUACGAUCAGGCCUUGGUUUGCGCAAAGGAAAUCCGUGCUCACAAGUACUUGGAGUGCUCUGCCCUCACACAGCGAAAUCUUAAGAGCGUCUUUGAUGAGGCUAUUCGAGCUGUUCUCAACCCGAGGCCCGUCCCAAUGAAGGGCGGUAGCAAGAAAUCGAAGUGCACAAUUCUAUAAACAGCAUAGAAGACAUUUUUCAGUCACGUUUUGCAGUUGGGUCAAGCAAGCCAUAAAGAUUUUUUUUGCGAAACGAUGAAGGCGUUUUUGGUGGAC
Messenger RNA from Hypoxylon trugodes, 814 nucleotides. RefSeq names its product P-loop containing nucleoside triphosphate hydrolase protein. The record is from RefSeq and is a predicted model, not a curated record. Gene Ontology annotation, cellular component: cytoplasmic vesicle; cytoskeleton; cell cortex. Lineage: Eukaryota; Fungi; Ascomycota; Sordariomycetes; Xylariales; Hypoxylaceae. Gene Ontology annotation, biological process: actin filament organization; regulation of actin cytoskeleton organization; small GTPase-mediated signal transduction. The transcript is spliced from 6 exons. The coding region runs from base 113 to 718 and encodes 201 amino acids. Gene Ontology annotation, molecular function: GTP binding; protein kinase binding; GTPase activity.